Messenger RNA from Aspergillus sclerotioniger CBS 115572, 1054 nucleotides. It is a transcript of the gene gliT, whose product is annotated as thioredoxin reductase gliT. The transcript has 2 exons. The coding region runs from base 65 to 1054 and encodes 329 amino acids. Gene Ontology annotation, molecular function: oxidoreductase activity. NCBI's taxonomy places the organism in Eukaryota, Fungi, Ascomycota, Eurotiomycetes, Eurotiales, Aspergillaceae. The record is from RefSeq and is a predicted model, not a curated record.
CUCUAUUUGCAAAGUGAUCACUGCUCAUCUAAGGUCCUAGUCAAACGACCCAACCCUCAUCACAAUGUCAAUCGGCAAACUUCUCUCCAAUGGAGCACUCCUCUUCGACGUGCUCAUCAUCGGAGCAGGUCCAUCUGGUCUAUCAACCGCCACCGGUCUCGCUCGUCAACUCCAUACAGCGAUAGUCUUCGACUCCGGAAUCUACCGCAACUCCAAAACCCAGCUCAUGCACAACGUGCUAGGCUGGGACCACCGCAACCCAGCGGAGUUCCGAGCCGCAGGUCGUGCAGAUCUGACGGACCGAUACGCCACGAUCCAAUUCCAAAACAGCACAAUCGAAACGAUCAAACAAGUCGAGGCCCAGCAGCUGUUCGAAGCACGAGAUGCCGACGGUCACCGGUGGUAUGGCCGGAAGGUCGUGCUGGCGAGUGGAGUUCGUGACCUGCCCUUAGGCAUCGAGGGAUAUGAUGAGUGCUGGGCAAAUGGCAUCUAUCACUGCUUGUUCUGCGAUGGGUAUGAAGAGCGCGGGCAGGAGUCCGUCGGGGUCCUUGCCCUGGCGCCACUCAAUGAUCCUCCGCGAGCUGUGCAUAUGGCUCGGAUGGCACGGCGGCUGGCUGAUUCUGUUACAGUGUAUACUCAUGGGGAUGUGCAGUUGGCGAAGGAUAUCCAGAAUGCCGCGGAUGGACCCUCCUGGCUGAAAUUAGAUGCGCGACCCAUCAUGCGAUUCCAGAAGGGGGAGAUCGGCAAGACAGUCAUUGUUCAUUUGGGGUUGGCGGAGACUAGCGAGUCUAGAACAGAAGGGUUCUUGGUCUAUAGCCCUCUAACGGAGCUGAAUGGUCCGUUUGCCAAACAACUGGCGUUGACCUUGACUGAAGGAGGUGAAAUUCAGACAUCGGCCCCUUUCCAUGAGACUUCGGUCCCCGGGGUAUUUGCUGUGGGAGAUUGUGCCACGCCCUACAAGGCGGUUACUCCGGCGCUGAUGAUGGGAUCGUUGGCUGCGGCGGGACUGGUGGCGCAGUUGCAGGCUCAGCCUCAUGCUGGAGGUUCGCUGUGA